This is a messenger RNA of Drosophila ananassae, 691 nucleotides long. RefSeq names its product protein CEBPZOS. The coding region runs from base 108 to 371 and encodes 87 amino acids. NCBI's taxonomy places the organism in Eukaryota, Metazoa, Arthropoda, Insecta, Diptera, Drosophilidae. The transcript is spliced from 2 exons. The record is from RefSeq and is a predicted model, not a curated record.
AUUCCUCCAGCUGCUUUCCAACACUGACUCACUCUUAACUGCGUAAGCACUUUCAUUUAUGUUAUUAUCGCUCCAAUAAACGUGUUUAACUUUAUUUUUAUUUUGUAAUGCUGCCCAAAACCCCCAAGCCCGCCAUCUGGAGAUUCAUCAAGGGUAGUGCCAAAACUCUGUUUGUCCUGGAGGCGGUUUGUUUUGCCGCCAGCUACGGAGUCUAUUACCGCAUGAACACAAACCGAGAGUUCCGGCAGCACAUAAACGAAAACUAUCCGUUCCUCCUGGACUACUACUACAAAAUCGGAGAAAUUGUCGGCGACAGCAAGGCCAGGCAAACUGAUGCGAAUUAUUGGAGCGCCCUGAAAAAGAGCGACUAACAAAUAUGUCUGGAAAUCCCUAUUUUAAGUCUGUCCUGUGGCUAUUGGGUUUCGGCGGCAUGGGUUAUGGCCUAAUGCUGCUCACCGAACCUAAUGCCGAGAAAAUAGACCGCAUCAAAGCCUCAGCAUCUGGGUCAACCAAACUUUCUGCAGAUGACCAGAAGAAGGCUUUGUUCAUGAAGAAACUACAGGAAGCAGCCACCACCAGUACCCCAUUGUAUAGACCACAGCCGCAGGGCAACAAAACAGAUAGUUAGGGACCUUUUUCUUAUGUAAUUUGCAAUUUGUUACGCUUUAAAAUAUAAAUUUUAAGCAUUUAA